UCUCUCGCCUCCCUCCCGACUCUAGGAUCUCCCAUCUCCGUCUCUGUCUCCGCCCCAAUGAAUGCAUCGUUUCAUUCAUUCAUCUAUCUACUGUAUGCAAAGGGUAGCGAGUCGCGUUCGCUGACAAAUGAACGACGCACCAAGAAGGACACGCAUUGCAAGUGUAUCGUAAUCGCUUUGACAAAAACCAACAAACGAUUCAAAAUAAUCGUUGAUUUCUGCUAAAUAACUGCAAGAAAACGCGAUCUUUCUAAGGCGUUAUGUGCCUCCCUAUAGGCUGAUAUGGAUUCCUUGCCAAGGUCGACAGUAACUUCAGGUAGUGGAAUUCGAGCGGGGAGAAAGGUUAUCAAUGUGAAGAUCAACCAUUGACUCCAACCAAUCAAUUCACUUCUAACUGUACCUGAGGGGUUCUAGAAGACAACGCCAUUGCCAUGGAAACGCCCCCGGGUUCCAAGCGGAGGACGGUGGUCGCACAGAUGGAGUCGCCCCGCGCAGGGGGCGUGGCUAUGCUUGCCGUCCUCGGCAACACAGAACCCAACGCCAACCGGGGGGUGGAGCCUAAACUCAAUCUCCAACUGUCGCCAGGCGAGGCCUCGCCCCAUGUCGCCGCGGAUACCAGGAAGUUGAAUGGAGGACGUGGAAGUGGCACCUCCCCUUCCUGUCUGAGGGCUGAUUGCACGGGAAAGGAGGGAUCAUGGCAGAGCAAAGGAGGGAGUAUAGAUGGGAGAGGAGGAGGGGUAUUAAAACCACUAACAACGCCUGAGAGAGAGGAAGUUAAGAAAAGCAGGAUCCCUACUACCACUACCAGCAGCGACCGAAGGCUGAGGUCUCCCAACAUCAAACACACCACGAGCCCUAAAACACACACACACCGAACAGAACACACCUGGGAUGCCAGCUCCAAAGUAGAACACUCCAGAACCCAUCACUUGUCUGCGGUGAGCUCCAAACCCUCGGCUUCCAGAACCGUGCAGGGUUCUAAGGAUCCUCAGAAGGGUUCUAGUUCUAAAGGUCCUGCUCCACCACCCGCCCCCCUGGCCACCUCAAGCCCCAAAUGUAGAACCACCGUUGACGUGAUGCUCACAUCAACCACCUCUGACAUCAUCACAGGGGGACGAGCUUCGGACUCUGACCUGUCCAUGGAAUCACUAGGGGUCAAGGUCAACACACCCCAUAAUUCUCCAUUCCUGACCCCUGACCCCUUCGCCACGGCAACGGACAACACAGAGACGACUCUAGAAAACGCAGCUCGCCGACUGGAAUCCAAAAUGGCCGCCCAAGUCUCAGAGGGGUCGUCGACAGGGACGAUGACAUCACAGAGUGGCACCCGUCUGUUAGGAGGGGGAAUGGCCGGAGGACCUACGUUAUCCCAGAAGGCCAUGCAGCAGAGUGACACGGCGGCAACGCGCGAGGCCCUGGAGAGGGACGUCAACCCCCCAGAGUAUCGCUGGGGUGACGGGCGUAGCCAUGACGAUUGCGCGGGCGGGUUGCCGCGGGAGACCAAGCCACAUGGAGCCCCGCUGGGAGACCCGAGUCACGUGGCAGACGGAAAUGUCAUCGCCAUCACCGGCGGCAACGACGAUGAAGCGUUGUCAAGCUCAACAGAGAAGGGGAAGAAAGAAAUGGGAAGAAAGGAGGAGAAGGAUAAACACCAGCCUCCAGGGACCGGGAGCUCCAGAGUGCGUAAAGAGGCCGGCACCAUGACUAACCCCAGCGAGGUGAGGCGUUCCUGGGGUGAGGCCCGGAGGGAGGUGGGGGUUCAGGCUGUAGUGGAGGUGUGUGACCGCUCCGCCACUACCAGCCCCCGCCUGCUCACCCUGUCCCUACGCUCUCAGAGAGACACAGACUCGAGGUCCAAUGGGCUGACAGCUGGGGGUCAGAGGGGGAGUGUCCUUGUCUGUGACCUCUGCAUGGACCAGCAGGUCAGAGGUCAGGGGUUAAAUGGAGAACUGGGGCCUUUGAUUGGUUUACAGAGCUGUCAGUCAAGGUUGGUCACACCGCAGAACCAGGAGGCGGGACUGAAUGCAGUAGCCCCGCCCCUGUGCUGCAUUCCUAUUGGCCUAGCCCCAUUCCAACACAUCUGUCAGAUAGACAUCGAGCUCUGCAGCCAAUCAGAGCUCCCGAACAGUAAUGAUAAGCUGCCGACCACCAAUGAGGAGCUGCCGACCAGUGUCACAAACGACAAGCAGCAGAAACCAUCCGAGACCCACAGCAAAACUAAAACCAGACAGACAGGCAAUUCAGGUACCAAGACUAGCCACAAACACAGAACCCACUCCUCUCCUUCCCACUCCUCCUCUCACCGGACCCACAGACACAAACCAGGCACGGGCAGAGACAAACAGAAACCAGGGUUGGAAUGGAACCAGACUGGAUCGGACCUGUUCCAGGCAGAGCCAGCCCCAGGGAAGAGUACCACCAAACUGACUGCGGAGAACCCAGAACGAGCUGGUGACCCCGAACAGGAGAGGAAGGACUCUGGGCCGGUGCAGAACGUGGUUUGGGACGAACAGGGGAUGACCUGGGAGGUGUACGGCGCAUCGGUGGAUCUAGAGAGUCUGGGGUUCGCCAUCCAGUCACACCUGCAGUGCAAGAUCCGAGAGCACGAGAAACGCAUCGGAACACUACGGAAGUCUGUCUCCCAAGAGGUUCCCUCUCCGGGAGCGAAGAAGUGGAAGGAGAAGAAGAAGAAGAAGAGGAACGUUUUCCGGUCAAUAUGCCGACCGGGAUGCUGCAGGAAACCUCCAGCGUCGCCCGCAGGGAAGUGAUAGAGCCGCGGAAUGUUUGGAAUGUUUACAGACGAACAUUCUAAUCUAGAUUUGUAGAUCCAUUCUAUAACAUCACCCGCCAGGAAGUGAGAGAAUUUUCGGGUAAUGUUCGUGGGCAUUCCAGAAUGUUCACGGAUGGAUAUUCUAGAACAACAUUAUAGUCACAGGAGGUUGGUGUCACUCUAAUUGGGGAGGACGGACUCGUGGUAACGACUGGAGCGGAGUCAGUGGAACGGUAUCAAAUACAUCAAAACACGUGGUUUCCAUGGUUUCCAUGUUGUUCGAUGCCGUUCCGUUUGCUCCUUUUCCAGCCAUUAUUAUGAGGGCUCCUUCCCCCUCGGCAGCCUCCACUGUUUCUAACCUAGAACAUUCUGUAACAGCAAACCUGUUCCUGUAUUUGAUUACGAGGAUACAUUUUCUACAGUUGUUCUAGGAGGAGGAGAAGAGAUAUUCAAUCCGUCAACUGCAAAGGAACAAAAAUAAAUAAAAACUAUGGAUACUUUCACGCAUUAUUACGACACCACGUAUCUGGUGUUUAGCCAAGACAGUAGCCACACGAACAGCGAGGUGAUGUCCCAGAUGGCACCCUGUUACACCCUAUUUAUAGUGCGCUACUUUUGACCGGAGCCCAUAAACGGAAUAGGGGGGGGGGCCGUUUUGGGACACGGACCAUGAUCUAUACUGUAUCACUGCAUCAUUGAAUGAAGACGAUGAGUUUGUAGCUAAAACAGAAAAAAGGCAUUACGAUUAUAUGAUUCUCAAUUAUGCAUGAGUGUAGCUACAUCUUAGUCAUUUAGCAGACACUCUUAUCCAGAGCGACUUACAGUAGUGAAUGCAUACAUUUCAUACAUUUUUUUUCCCCCUGUACUGGUCCCCCGUGGGAAUCGAACCCACAACCCUGGCGUUGCAAACACCAUGCUCUACCAACUGAGCCACGCGAUACACAAUACACUGUUUAUCGACAUCAGCUGUUUUUCACUGUGGAAAAGAGACUCAAUAUACAUUCAUAUCAGCUGUUUUUCACUGUGGAAGAGAGACUCAAUAUACAUUCAUAUCACCUGUUUUUCACUGUGGAAAAGAGACUCAAUAUACAUUCAUAUCAGCUGUUUUUCACUGAGGAGAGAGACUCAAUAUACAUUCAUAUCACCUGUUUUUCACUGAGGAGAGAGACUCAAUAUACAUUCAUAUCAGCUGUUUUUCACUGAGGAGAGAGACUCAAUAUACAUUCAUAUCAGCUGUUUUCACUGUGGAGAGAGACUCAAUAUACAUUCAUAUCACCUGUUUUUCACUGUGGAGAGAGACUCAAUAUACAUUCAUAUCACCUGUUUUUCACUGUGGAAAAGAGACUCAAUAUACAUUCAUAUCAGCUGUUUUCACUGUGGAGAGAGACUCAAUAUACAUUCAUAUCACCUGUUUUUCACUGUGGAAAAGAGACUCAAUAUACAUUCAUAUCAGCUGUUUUUCACUGAGGAGAGAGACUCAAUAUACAUUCAUAUCAGCUGUUUUUCACUGAGGAGAGA
This is a messenger RNA of Salmo salar (Atlantic salmon), 4288 nucleotides long. Lineage: Eukaryota; Metazoa; Chordata; Actinopteri; Salmoniformes; Salmonidae. The record is from RefSeq and is a predicted model, not a curated record.